AUGAUCACAAACUGGUUUGAACCCUAUAACUUUGUGCUGCUGGGAACUGGGAGUUUCCCGGGCUCGUUUCACUGCGGCUGUGGAAUGAUGGCUGUCGCGUUUAUGUUCAGGAACUUCCCGCGGAGAAGCGACCCUCGCUCUUGGAGUCACAGCUGGCGGCUUCUCCGGGAGGAUUUCUGGAAAAGCAACAGUUGGGCCAGGAGGACAGUAAACAUGAAAAGAACACAUCAUUAUUCAGAUGUUGUCCCAAUGAAGCCGAUUCUCACCACCAGUUACAUUCAUGGUGCCAUGGAUAUGCCACUCAGCCCCAAAAGCAUUGGUCAGUGUCUUGAAGACAUAGUCAAUAAGUACCCUGAUAAAGAAGCACUGGUGUUUCUGGAGGAUGGAGUCAGGAAAACGUUUGGACAGUUGAAGCAGGAGGUCGACCAACUGGCUGCAGGACUGCUCGCCGUCGGACUGGAGAAAGGAGACCGACUGGCCAUGUGGGCACCAAACAUGUAUGAGUGGGUGUUGAUACAGUUUGCAACAGCGCAAGCUGGCAUCAUAAUGGCUAACAUUAAUCCAGCCUAUCAGGCUCGUGAGGUGGAGUUUGUUCUGAGGAAGAUUGGCUGUAAGGCUUUGGUCUGUACCACAAAGUUUAAGACCCAAGUAUACUAUGACAUCAUUAAGCAGUGUUGUCCAGAGCUGGACAAAGCCACUCCAGGGAAUCUGAGGAGCAAAAGUCUCCCAGAUCUUAGGACGAUCAUCAUGAUUGGCGGUAAGCUUCCAGGAACAUACAGCUUUCAAGAGAUCUUUGAAGCAGCUUCAAGCAGCCACCAUGAGCAACUACUGGACUUGCAAAAGAAAAUCUCAUUUGAUGAUCCAGUAAACAUCCAGUUUACCUCGGGUACCACAGGAACUCCCAAAGGAGUUGUCCUUAGCCACCAUAAUGUUGUCAACAAUGCCCGGUUCAUAGGAUACAGGAUGGGCUACAAUUGGCGGAACGCUCGGUUGUGUGUUCCAGUUCCACUCUUUCACUCCUUUGGUUGUGUGGGAGGUACUCUGACCAUGGUCAUGUAUGGGUGCCUGGCAGUUUUUUCCUCUCGAAGUUUUGAUGGCCGGGCCGCUCUUCAGGCAAUCCGGACUGAAAGAUGUACGGUCCUAUAUGGGACACCAACAAUGUACCUUGACAUGUUGGGCCAGAAUGACUUCUCUGCUUUUGACCUCUCAACGCUGGAAGCAGCAAUUGUAGCUGGCUCUCCAUGCCCCAUUGAAGUGGCCAAGAAAAUCAGGGAGGAAAUGAACGUCCCUGAACUUAUCGGAGCAUAUGGGACAACAGAGAACAGUCCAGUUACAUUUCAGGGAUUCCCAAUGGAUGAACUGACCCGGAAAAUAGAAACAGUUGGUUAUGUUUCACCUCACGUUGAGGCUAAAGUUGUGAAUCCCCAAACUGAGGAACUCCUUCCUUUGAACACACCGGGGGAGCUGUGGAUCCGCGGAUACAACGUUAUGUUGGGAUACUGGGAUGAACCAGAAAAGACAAAAGAAUGUAUCACAGCCAACGGCUGGUAUAAAACAGGUGAUAUUGCCACACUCGACCCAUAUGGUUACUGUCGGAUUGUCGGUCGAUGCAAAGACAUGAUCAUCCGUGGAGGAGAGAACAUUUACCCCACAGAAGUAGAAGAAUUUCUGCACACACAUCCCAAAGUACAUGAAGUCCAGGUGAUUGGAGUUCAUGACAACAAGAUGGGUGAGGAGCUCUGUGCCUGUGUGAAAGUGACAGAUGGGAUGAACUGCACAGCUGAGGAGCUUAAAGCUUACUGUAAAGGACAGAUCUCCCACUUCAAGAUUCCGCGGUAUGUAGUGUUUUUGGAUGAAUUCCCUCAGACCCCCAGUGGGAAGAUUCAAAAAAACAAACUGAAAGAGAUACUGGAAAAAGAACUGGGACUUGCGCCUAAGUGAGGGAUGCUCACACCAUUGUCACUGAGGAAAACCAGAGCACACCAUUCGUCCUUAAAACACUUUGAUCCUACUGACCCAGAAACAUUGCCUAUCAUAGAUUACCCUCCCCUAUCAUAGACAAGCCUCCCUUAUCAUAGACAAGCCUCCCUUAUCAUAGACCACUCCCCUAUCAUAGGCUACCCUCACUUAUAAUAGAACACCCUCCCCUAUCAGACCACCCCUCCCUAUCACAGACUACCCUCCCCUAUCGUGGACUAAUCUCCCCUAUCAUAGACCACCCUCCCCUAUCAUAGACUAUCCUCCCCUACUGUAGGCCAUUCCCCCCAUCGUAGACCAUCUUCCCCUUUGGUAUUCCGUCCUCCACUUUUAUAGACUACCCUUCCCAUCAUAGACUACCCUCCCAUAUUGUAGACUAACGUCAGCUUUCAUAGACUAUCCUCCCCUAUAACAGACUACCCUCCCCAUCAUAGACCAUCCUCCCUAUCGUAGACCACCUUCCCCUAUUAAAGACCAUCCUCCCCGAUUAUAUUCUGCCCUCCCCUUUCAUAGACUACCCUCCCAUCAUAGACUACCCUCCCCUAUUGUCGACUAACCUCAGCUAUCAUUGACACCCUUCCAUAUUACAGACUACCCUCCCCAUGAUAGACUGUCCUCCCCCCAUUAUAGACCACCCUCCUACAUCAUAGACAAUAUUCCCCUAUCAUAGACCACCCUCCCCUGUCAUAGACCACCCUUACUACCCUGCCCUAUCAUAGACCACCCUCCCUUAUUAUAGACCAUCCUCCCCUGUCAAAGACAAUCCUCCCCUGUCAUAGAUCACACUCCCCUGUUAUUGACCCCCCUCCACUGUCAUAGAGCACCGUCCCCAUCAUUGACAACUCUCCCCUGUCAUAGACCACUCUCCCCUGUCAUAAACAACUCUCCCCUGUCAUAGACCACUCUCCCCUGUCAUAAGCAACUCUCCCCUGUCAUAGACCACUCUCCUCUGUCAUAAACAACUCUCCCCUGUCAUGAACAACUCUCCCCUGUCAUAAACAACUCUCUCCUGUCAUAGACCACUCUCCCUUGUCAUAAACAACUCUCCCCUGUCAUAGACCACUCUCCCCUGUCAUAGACCACUCUCCCCUGUCAUAGACAAUUCUCCCCUGUCAUACCCUCCCAUCCCCUACCCUGGGUUCUUCUCCAUUGUGGGCCCUACUUCAUCAUGGGCCCCACUGCAGCUUGGGCUCUACGCAAUCCUUUGUCUAAACUCUCCCUGAUUUCCAAUGCCCCUCUGCAGAGUAUUCAUCCCUUCAUCAUCCAAUUUCCAAUAUUCAAUCCUUAGCCUGUCAUCUGUCAUAUCAGCUCUCCAACGCCAUUAUUUGACAUGUCAUUUAAAUGGUUGUUUGGUAGUGCAGAACUUGAGCAUCACUGAAAGAAAACGCAUAUCGAAGAUUUUCAUCUUACACUCAUUAGGACUUUUGCAAGAUGUGAAGAAAGUAUAAAUUGUUGUUCCCUUUACAUUAGGGGCAGAAUUCUAUGCCUCGCGGGCGGGCUCAUGGCCAACCCGAUAGGGCAUAAAAUAGCGCAAGAAAAUGUCAGGCGAGCAUCCCGACAUCAUUCCGCAUGUGCGCAAUCUUCAGGUUGGCGGGCACGCCCGGGUGUCAGAGCCGCGCCAGCCAACAAUUAAAAGGCCACUAGAAACCAAAUUGAUCCCGAUUUUACAUUGCCCAUGCGAUCUUGCGCUAAUUGCACGGACAAAACGGGCAGGCGAGCAGCCAACAUUUUGCAAAAUCUCAUCCAAGGGCACGAUAAAAAGGGUCUUCACCAUUGCCAGUGUGAGUAGUGAGGAGUUUAGGAGAUGUUUUGCUGCUGGUUGCCUAUUUGAACUUGAGCUUCAUCCCUGUUCUGAGCAUCAUCCGUAGCAUUUCUAGGCUUCAUUUCAGGACUCAUUGGUGUCUCCAAGACCCCCAGAGCAUUUUGACCAUGUGGACUCUUCCAGGUAUCUGACAGCUUUCUGUUACCCUGGGAAUGGGCAUUGUGGUCUC
Carcharodon carcharias (great white shark) is the source of this 3968-nucleotide messenger RNA. RefSeq names its product acyl-CoA synthetase family member 2 (gene acsf2). NCBI's taxonomy places the organism in Eukaryota, Metazoa, Chordata, Chondrichthyes, Lamniformes, Lamnidae. Gene Ontology annotation, biological process: fatty acid metabolic process. Bases 1 to 1941 code for a protein of 646 amino acids. Gene Ontology annotation, molecular function: medium-chain fatty acid-CoA ligase activity. The transcript has 16 exons. The record is from RefSeq and is a predicted model, not a curated record.